AUGUUGCGGGAUGCCAUCAAUAGGAACGGCCGUGUGCCGCAAGUGCGGCGCCCCGCCUGGGCGGAGCUUCUGGUGCUGGUGUUGGGUGCCUCAACAGUCUUGCUGCCAGCAGGCAGCUGCACACCCGGCGUCGGGUUCGCAGGGGACCGCAUUGGAGGCUGCAACCCUUCUGCUUAUGGAGUUUUACGAUCCAGCAGAAGCUCGCGAUCCGUGAUCCUGCGCCAUGUGCGGGAGAGACGCAGCGGAUCUCCCUCGGGCAAACGCCCUUCCAAUCCCAGGGUUCUCACUUCGAAGAUCAAGAAUACGACUUCGACCACGGAGCUGCUGGCUCUCGUUGACGGGAACCUGGAUGGAAAAGGUUUCAACGAAAUCCAUAUGUCCGCUACCUUCACUCAGGCAGCUUCUAUCAAGAAAAGCGGCAAGCUGUCGGCGGGUGAUGCUACAAGCUCCACAUGGCCCAAACUAGCGGAGAAGUUGCGCGUCAUGCUCGAGAAAGACAUGAUCCCACCACGUCAGGCUGCAAACGUUCUGUGGGCGCUUGUUGAGAUUUAUCAAGACCUCAGAGUAGACAUGGCCAUUGCAAUACCGGCUCUUGCGUGUUGUGUGGAGGACAAAGCAGGAGGCAUGAAACCUCAAGAACUUUCCAACAGUCUGUGGGCGGCCGCAAGUCUGCAAGAGUCAGCGCCAGAUGUCUUGAUGGCUGUGCCCGUCAUGGCGGAGCAUAUCCCCCAGCAGGUGGAGCGCAUGAAGCCUCAAGAGCUUUCAAACAGCCUGUGGGCGGUCGCACGUCUGCAAGAAUCAGCGCCAGAUGUCUUGCUGGCCGUGCCCGCCAUUGCAGAGCGAGUACCGCAGAAGGUGGAAAGCAUGAAUCGUCAAGAGCUUUCCAACUGCUUGUGGGCGGCCGCGAAGCUGCAAGAGGCAGCCCCUGCUGUCCUGACGGCUGUGCCAGGCAUCGCAGAGCGCAUACCACACAAAAUUGAGAGCAUGCUUCCUCAGCACUUGUCGAAUUGCUUGUGGGCUGCGGCAAAUCUGCAAGAUGCAGCGCCUGCUGUGCUAAUGGCUAUUCCUGCCAUCGCGAAGCGCAUACCGCAGAAGGUGGCGAGCAUGACUCCUCAAGCCUUGUCGAACAUUUUGUGGGCUGCAGCGAAACUGGAAGAGUCAGCACCAGAUGUCCUGAUGGCAGUGCCCACAGUUGCAGAGCGCAUACCGCAGCAGGUGAAGAGCAUGAUUCCCCAAGCCUUGUCGAACUGCUUGUGGGCAGCAGCGCAGCUGCAAGAGGCAGCGCCUGUUGUCCUGGUGGCUGUGCCUGCCAUCGCGGAGCGCAUACUGCAGUCUGCGGAGAGCAUGAAUCCUCAGGAGCUGUCCAACAGUCUGUGGGCCAUCGCAAAACUUCAAGACAUCGUGCCAGAUGUGUUGACUCUGCUGCCGGUCAUCACGCCCCAGGUCUCAAAGAAGGUCGCUGACAUGGCCGUCCCAGGAUUGCGGAUGUCUUCAUGGGCCGCAACUCAGCUGGGCGAGACGCAUCUCGAGGCAAAGUUGACCGCAGAGCUUGCACGAACUCACGAAGUGCUGCUGCAACGUAUGCCCUUCCUUGCUUCACAGGCGACGCAGCCGCCCCUCCCACAGCCACCACCACCCUGGCACCGGCUCGGCACAGUGCCCUCCAGGAGCACGGCCUGGGCUCUGUGUGCAGGGAGGUGGUGGGCUCUGGGAGCAGCGGCUCCUGCGCACCUCGUUUUUGCUGAAUCGACGUUGGCCCCUGCUUUCGGUUCCCCGAAAGUAGGAGCCGGGCUGGACGAGAACUUUGAAAAGAUAGCCCAUCUUUUAACGAUCAAUGACAUCUCCUUCAAGCUUCUACCUGUUCAAGUCUCCACAUCCGCUGUCUCCGAACACGGGGCUCGAGCCGCAGUGAAGGUUCGCUACGCCGGGGAUCAGCUCACGUCAUUCGAGUUAAUUCAAACGCUGCAAAACGACUUGCUUUUUGCGAUCGGCUCAGUGCUGGUGGUGCUUCUCUGCAAUCUGGAUGAGUCUGGCGAGCACGGGGGCCCAAGCAAGGAGGAUCUGUGGUUCGGCUUAGAGGUCGUGAAAGGCCUUUUUGUGAUUUUAACGGCGCUGCCGAUCGCCUAUGUGCUAACGCCAGCCGAGAAGUUAACAGCCGCGCCCUUGGAUGAGCCCCCGGAGCCACCUCUUAAGGGAAGCAGCGACACGGUCUUUGUCUUCGGAGACUUCUGGGAGCAGGGGUGCGAGGGUGCUGGGCAGCUUCCCGUGGUCAGGCGCGAACAGCCCACGCCCUGGCCGCCGGGCCGGGUGAAGUUAGGCCGAAGCAGCGGCCAGUGCUGCGGCCCGCACUACGUCCAGCGCAGAGGCCACAGAGUGCCGGUGUUCCGGACGCUGCCAAAGGCAAGGUUGCGCAGUUUUGAAGGAGUUGCAGGUGUCCAAGGUUCUCUGAGUGUCUUCGUUCGCGACUACGAAAGGCCUCUUGUCCCGAUGCCGCUGCGCCGCCCUGCGGCCAUUUUUCUGCUUGGUCUGGUGGUGGCAUUUCUGUUUCUACUGCUUCGCCCGGGAAGCAGCGGUAGGUCGGUUGGCUUUGCGGGCCGUCCCGGCAGCUUCCCGCUUGUUCCAUGCCAUUUAGCUUGCAGAGGUUCGCGAUCGGAGAUCUUGCGUCGGGGACGGAAGGGGCGUAGAGGAUCUCCCUCGGGCAAACGCCCUUCCACUCCCAGGGUUCUCACUUCAAAGAUCAAGAACACGACCUCGACCGCGGAGCUGCUGUCUCUUGUCGACAUGGAGCUGGACGGAAAGGGCUUCAACGAGAUCCAUCUGACGGCGACCUUCACCCGUGCAGCUUUCUUCAAGAGAAGUCGCAAGCUGUCAGCAGCAGAUACCAGGAGCUCCACAUGGUCCAGACUGGCGGAGAAGUUGCGUGCUAUGCUCGCGAAAGACACGAUCGAAGCACGUGCAGCUGCAAACCUGCUGUGGGCGCUUGUUGAAAUCUGUCAAGUCGUAGGAGAUGACAUGGCCGUUGUGGUACCGGCUCUUGCGUGUCGUGUGCAGGACAAAGCAGGAGGCAUGAAGCCUCAAGAGCUUUCAAACAGCCUGUGGGCGGCCGCAAAUUUGCAAGAGGCAGCGCCAGAUGUCUUGUUGGCUGUGCCUGCCAUUGCGGAGCGCAUGCCACAGAACGUGGAGAGCAUGAAGCCUCAAGAGCUUUCUAACAGCCUGUGGGCUUCAGCAAAGCUGCAGAAGGCAGCCCCGGCUGUCAUGAUGGCUGUGCCUGCCAUCGCCGACCUCAUACUGCAGAAGGUGGAGAGCAUGACCCCUCAGCAGUUGUCGAAUUGCUUAUGGGCGGCCGCAAAUCUGCACGAGGCAGCCCCUGCUGUCCUGACAGCUGUGCCUGCCAUCGCCGAGCGCAUGCAGGAGAAGGUGGAGAGCAUGAAGCCUCAAGAGCUUUCCAACAGCCUGUGGGCUGCAACGAAGCUGCAAGAUUUGGUGCCAGAUGUUUUGAUGGCUGUGCCUGCCAUUGCUGAGCACAUACCGCAGAAGGUGGAGAGCAUGGCUCCACAAGCCUUGUCGAACAUUUUGUGGGCCGCGGCAAAUCUGCAUAGGUCAGCACCCAACGUCUUGAUGGCUGUGCCUGCCAUUGCGGAGCGCAUACCGCAGAUGGAGAGCAUGAAGCCUCAAGAGCUUUCCAACAUCCUGUGGGCUGCAGUGAAGCUGCAAGAGGCAGCACCAAACGUCUUGAGGGCUGUGCCUGCCAUUGCUGAGCACAUACCGCAGAAGGUGGAGAGCAUGGCUCCACAAGCCUUGUCGAACAUUUUGUGGGCAGCAGCAAAUCUGCAUAGGUCAGCACCAAACGUCUUGAUGGCUGUGCCUGCCAUUGCUGAGCACAUACCGCAGAAGGUGGAGAGCAUGGCUCCACAAGCCUUGUCGAACAUCUUGUGGGCGGCAGCAAAUCUGCAUAGGUCAGCACCCAACGUCUUGAUGGCUGUGCCUGCCAUCGCCGAGCGCAUACUGCAGAAGGUGGAGAGCUUGAAGCCUCAAGAGCUUUCCAACAGCCUGUGGGCUGCAGCGAAGCUGCAAGAGGCAGCGCCUGCUGUGCUGAUGGCUGUGCCUGCCAUUGCGCAGCGCAUACCGCAGAUUGUGGAGGGCAUGAUUCCGCAAGCCUUGUCGAAUAGCCUGUGGGCAGCCGCAAAGCUGCAAGAGGCAGCGCCUGCUGUCCUGGUGGCUGUGCCCGCCAUUGCGGGGCGAAUGCCACAGAAGGUGGAGAGCAUGAAGCUUCAGGAGCUUUCAAGCAGCCUGUGGGCGGCCGCAAACCUGCAAGAGUCAGCACCAGAUGUCUUGAUGGCUGUGCCCGCCCUGGCGAAGCGCAUACCGCAGAAGGUGGAGAGCAUGAAGCCACAAGAUGUGUCGAACAUUCUGUGGGCGGCUGCGUUGUUGCAAGACGCAGCGCCUUCUGUCCUCAUGGCCGUGCCGGCCCUUGCGCAGCGCAUGCCGCAGGAGGUGGAGGGCAUGAAGCCCCGAGAGCUCUCAAGAAGCUUGUGGGCCCUCGCGAUUCUUCAGGACUUCGUGCCAGAUGUCUCGGCCCUGCUGCCGGGCAUCAGUGCCCAGGUCUCAAAGAAGAUCGUCAACAUGGACAUGCCAGAGUUGCGGAUGUCAUCGUGGGCUGCCACUGAACUGGGCGAGACGGACCUGAAAGCAACAGUGGCCGCAGAGCUUGCACGACGUAACGCCUGA
Symbiodinium natans is the source of this 4728-nucleotide messenger RNA. The record is from the annotation of a GenBank genome assembly. NCBI's taxonomy places the organism in Eukaryota, Dinophyceae, Suessiales, Symbiodiniaceae.